Messenger RNA from Morchella importuna, 243 nucleotides. RefSeq lists its product as uncharacterized. The transcript is spliced from 2 exons. The record is from RefSeq and is a predicted model, not a curated record. NCBI's taxonomy places the organism in Eukaryota, Fungi, Ascomycota, Pezizomycetes, Pezizales, Morchellaceae. Bases 1 to 243 code for a protein of 80 amino acids.
AUGCAUCCCCACCUACAUACCAAAGACAACAGAGGUUGUGAGGAGGUGAUGGCAAUCCUCGAUGAGUGCCAUGCACGCGGAUUUCUCUGGAAAGCAUCUGGAAUGUGCAACCAAGCAAAAAGAAACGUCAAUAAAUGUCUCCGUGCGGAACGGCUCGAAAGGACCAAGAAGAACCGGGAGGUUGCGAAGGUCAAGAGGGCGGGGAUUACGGCGAAGUGGACGGAUAUUGACGAGAACUCAUAA